CGGCGUGGCAGAGUUCUUUGUGCUCCCUGUGGUUUUGGCGGUAAAUACUUCACACAUUUGGUCACAUGCGCGGCGCAAUUUCGGUAGCGUGUUGUGGUGGUUGCUCGAAUCUAGAAUCAAGAAGGUUAACAAGGCAAAUCGGCAUUCCAGGAAUAUGGACAACGCUCGAGUUAUCAAGCGUAGAAAGAGACCAGAAAUGAAACGGUAUGUACCUCCAGGGCGAAGGCAUGUAGAACAACAAAUAGAUUGCGUGGUAUUCGACGAGAAGCCUAAAACAACAACAAUCCAGAAUACGAUACCAAGUGAGAGUUGGGAUGGAGAAGAAUACAACACAAAAAUGUCAUCUUCCUAUGACCAGCAAAGCGAUUGGGAUGAGUUAAAAUCAGCCGAAAAGUCUGAAACCCCCCUCACAUAUGAAUGCAGCAAGCAAUCAGCUAUGGAAAAUGAUGACAGUUCAUACUCCAGCUAUACUCCAAAGGCAGACAUUAACCUUAAAAUAAAGACCAUCGAGACCUGUGUGAAAGGCCUGGCCUCUUGUAAUAACCCACAGAAUUCUAUAUUAAUUGCUAUAAAUGGUCUUCAAGAGGUCUUCAAUAAACCUUGUCUAGGUGAGUCUCACCAACAAAUGAUUGGAACAGUAUUAUGCAGUCUUUUAGAGUUUAUUCUGAAAAAUAUAGUCUUCUGCUCAUCAAAUGCCCUGGAUGACAUCUCUUCACUAAUGGCAACAGUUGGAUAUGUAUUAGAAGAGAAGUAUCCUCAUGAACUCGAUAGACUGUUUAACCUUAUUCGAGACCGGUUUAUAGAUAGCAGCACAAGCAAAGAGCAGCGUCAGUACUUGAUGGAGAUGUUGGAAAGUCGGGCUAUGGGCUGGGUGCCAAGAUAUGAAUAGAGGUAGCAAACUCAGAAGCACUUUAAAAUACACAUCUGUUAUGAAAUAUGAAUAUUUUAUAUGUUUUUAAAUAAGAAAAGCAAAGUAGCAUCGCAGAGAUCAUAUACCAUAGCAUUACUUUAAAGCACAAUAAAAACUAGGAUAACUCAAUCACCUAACCAACUCAAACUGACUUCAAGUUCCCUAAAGACAUAUUUUUUAUCAUUUCAUCUUGGAUAACUCUAACUCCUUCCUAACUCAAACUUUUUCAUUUCCUUAAGUUAACCCGAUUUUAUUCCAGCCGACUGAAACUCAGAGAUUUUUUACAGGAGACUUACGAUUUGUCACUCUUGGUAUGGCAGUGUCCUGAUUAUAAUUGAAAAUUCGAGCCUGGGAGUGGGGUGGAGAUUUCCAUCUUAUAUUAUCAUUAAAGUUCAAAUGCACUAA
Nematostella vectensis (starlet sea anemone) is the source of this 1315-nucleotide messenger RNA. RefSeq lists its product as uncharacterized. NCBI's taxonomy places the organism in Eukaryota, Metazoa, Cnidaria, Anthozoa, Actiniaria, Edwardsiidae. The record is from RefSeq and is a predicted model, not a curated record. Gene Ontology annotation, biological process: regulation of translational initiation. The coding region runs from base 155 to 889 and encodes 244 amino acids. Gene Ontology annotation, cellular component: cytosol. The transcript is spliced from 2 exons. Gene Ontology annotation, molecular function: translation activator activity.